Messenger RNA from Aspergillus clavatus NRRL 1, 1755 nucleotides. Its product is annotated as RAD52 DNA repair protein RADC. The transcript is spliced from 6 exons. Gene Ontology annotation, biological process: mitotic recombination; DNA recombinase assembly; double-strand break repair via homologous recombination. The record is from RefSeq and is a predicted model, not a curated record. The coding region runs from base 1 to 1755 and encodes 584 amino acids. Lineage: Eukaryota; Fungi; Ascomycota; Eurotiomycetes; Eurotiales; Aspergillaceae. Gene Ontology annotation, cellular component: nucleus.
AUGCCCGCUGUUGGCGACCAGCACCGCGGUGGCCCAGCAUGUGUCACGAUGCCAAACUCGACAGGAAACAUAUCCAGUAAUCCGUUUGAAGAGCCUCAGCGACGAAUCAGCGAAUAUACAGCACAAGAAAUCGCCACGUUACAAGCACGCCUUGAUAAGAAACUAGGCCCCGAGUACAUCUCCUCGCGGCCUGGUGCUGCAGGUCAAAAAGUGCACUAUCUCUCCGCGGAUAAGUGUAUCAAUCUUGCAAAUGAGGUCUUCGGCUUCAAUGGCUGGUCCAGUUCGAUACAGAAUAUUCAGAUUGACUUCGUGGAAGAGAGUCAACAUACUGGAAAGAUUAGUUUGGGCUUAUCAGUCAUUGUGAGGGUGACUUUGAAAGAUGGAACUUUUCACGAAGACAUCGGUUAUGGUCAUAUUGAAAAUUGCAAGGGGAAAGCCGCGGCUUUCGAAAAGGCUAAAAAAGAAGGAACCACCGAUGCUCUUAAACGUGCACUGAGAAACUUCGGAAAUGUGCUGGGUAACUGCAUCUACGACAAGGAUUAUGUGUCAAAGGUUACCAAAGUGAAGGCCGCCCCUGCCAGAUGGGACGUCGACGAGCUACACCGGCAUCCUGACUUCGCCCCAAUAAAGAAGGAGCCCAUCAGACCAAAGAUCGUUCCAGAGGACGAUGACCUUCCACCACGCCCAGCAACAAUCGUGAAGAACAGCAGUGCGAUUAAUACUGCUGCAUUGGAUGGUGAUGGAGAGUUUGGAAGCGAUCUAUUUGACGAAGCUGAUUUCGGGGUCGCUGCCACCGGAAACCCAGAUGAGGUAGUACUUGAGCCGGAGACUCGGCCAAGGCCGCAGCCACCGACACCGGUGAAUGUUCAACCUUUCAGCCGGGGUGCCCAGGGCAACCUUGCUCGUCCAAACCCAGCAGUUGUGACCCCUUCGAAACCAGAAAGGCCUUCAUACACCAAUAGACAAUCCUCCGUGCCACCUGCCAUCAAUGGAAGGCCAAAUCCUCCCGCACAACAAGAUCAAUGUGCAGGUCAGAGGCGGCAUCUUCCUCAAGGGCCACAGCAGAAUUUCCAAAACGCCCGGGUGGUGCCAGCAGUUCAGUCAAAAACCAGUCAAGAUUCAGCAUUAUCUAAUACAACUGCUCAAGUGCCCAUCAAGCGUGAGAUGGAUACCAGAAUUCAGGACACAGCUCCUCCAGCCAGUUCGCCAUCUAUUCCACCUGCUUCAUUCUUCUCAGCGCGUGCGGUAGACCUGCUGCGGGAGAAUCCGCAUACUGCCGUGACCGCUCCUCAAUUCGACCCCCAUGCUGAAAGCCCGUCUAUCCGUAAGACAGCUGGUGUUGAUCAUAGCAAGAGCGUCCCCAUCUCAAGACCAAUGCUGGCAGGUGCAUCACCUGCUGCAAACAACACGCGCGAUUUCAUUAACCCUUCCAUGGACAUGCAUCGGAAGAUCGGCGCUCCAGGCGUUGGUCCCGGCAGUCCGAUGAUGAAUCGAAGCCAAACAACCUCAUCAUACCGUCCCCUGACGCGGCAGAAUAUAGACCCCAAACAAGCAGUCAACGGCGCCGUCGCGAGUCGGGGCGCCUUCGGUCCCCCUAAUACGAAUGGGAAGCGGCCUCCCUUAAACGACGUGACGAAUGCAACUGCUUCUGGAGGCAGCGGGCCUGUCUCCGUGGCUAGUGCUAAUGAUCCCAAGAGGCCCAGGAUUGACGGGAAUCCCGCACCGUCCGCACCGCCGCAACAGCAGCAACAAUAG